Molecule: messenger RNA, 249 nt
Organism: Fulmarus glacialis (Northern fulmar)
Lineage: Eukaryota; Metazoa; Chordata; Aves; Procellariiformes; Procellariidae
Product: chromosome unknown open reading frame, human C15orf40
Exons: 2
Cellular component (GO): cytoplasm
Source: RefSeq, a predicted model, not a curated record
CGUAAAAUCCCUAAAAUAUUUGUUACAGAUGUGACAGCUGAGGCAGUAGGUGUAGCUAUUGCUGCACCUCCAUCAGAAGGGGAGGCAAAUGCAGAGCUGUGUCGCUACCUCUCUAAGGUGCUAGAAGUGAAGAAGAGUGAAGUUGUUUUAGAGAAGGGUGGUAAAUCACGUGAAAAAGUGGUGAAGAUUUUGGUAUCGAUGACACCAGAUGAGAUUUUAGAAAAACUGAAAAAAGAAGCUUCCAAUUGA